Messenger RNA from Myxocyprinus asiaticus (Chinese sucker), 4957 nucleotides. RefSeq names its product guanine nucleotide-binding protein G(o) subunit alpha-like. Gene Ontology annotation, cellular component: heterotrimeric G-protein complex. The transcript is spliced from 8 exons. Gene Ontology annotation, biological process: adenylate cyclase-modulating G protein-coupled receptor signaling pathway; G protein-coupled dopamine receptor signaling pathway. Lineage: Eukaryota; Metazoa; Chordata; Actinopteri; Cypriniformes; Catostomidae. The record is from RefSeq and is a predicted model, not a curated record. Gene Ontology annotation, molecular function: mu-type opioid receptor binding; corticotropin-releasing hormone receptor 1 binding; G-protein beta/gamma-subunit complex binding. Bases 611 to 1675 code for a protein of 354 amino acids.
CAACACCGACAGAUUCCACAUAAUCCCACAUAAACACCGUCUAAACGCGUGUGCGUCUCGCGAAACAAAAAAGAGAAGCGUGUGUAUAUCUUCAGGCUAUGGCAGAUAACGGUAUAAAUCUAGCUGUACUUAACGGUGCGCGAACUGAAUGCUCGCUCGAGCAUGCUCGCGCGCGCGCGCGCGCUCCCUCUCUCUCUGCUCCUGACGUCAGCGAGUUUGUCUGAGAGUGUCGAGCCCAGUGAGCUCUCUUCAUACUGACCUCCAUUGUGAGCACGCUGAAGAUGCCAGCGCUCGCAGUCGCCGCCGCCGCCCAGUAGAGACCCCCCCAGCCCGAGAACCAAGCACCACGACCCCGCUCCAGAGACCGUGAGAGCGCGCGCUAGAGACGGAGACAGUCCUAUGUUCCAGCCCAACGUUGUCUUUUGCGGGAUUUAAUGCUCUAGCUAGUCGCCGACAGGGAGAGAGAGCGUGUGUGUGUGUGUGAGAGAGAGAGGGAUAGGGACAGCCUUAGAGAGGGAUAAGGAAGAAAAACCGAGGAAAUAUAGGAUUGCUCGCUGUUUCCUCACCCUGACCAUUUUGGAGAUAAAGAAGAGCCCAAGUUCAUCUAACAAUGGGAUGUACACUGAGCGCAGAGGAAAGAGCGGCUCUGGACAGGAGCAAAGCCAUCGAGAAAAACCUCAAAGAAGACGGAGUCACGGCUGCUAAGGAUGUGAAAUUGCUCCUGCUAGGGGCUGGGGAAUCUGGGAAAAGUACCAUCGUGAAACAGAUGAAGAUUAUCCAUGAGGACGGUUUCUCUGGUGAUGACGUGAAGCAGUACAAGCCAGUGGUCUACAGCAACACCAUCCAGUCCCUGGCUGCUAUCGUGCGUGCCAUGGACACACUGGGGCUUGAGUACGGAGACAAGGAGCGCAAAGCUGAUGCGAAGAUGGUUUGUGAUGUUGUGAGCCGUAUGGAGGAUACUGAGCCCUACUCCCCAGAGCUGCUGUCCGCCAUGAUCCGCCUGUGGUCUGACUCAGGCAUCCAGGAGUGCUUCAGCCGUGCCCGCGAGUACCAGCUCAAUGACUCCGCCCAAUAUUACUUAGACAGUUUAGAUCGGAUCGGUGCUGCAGACUACCAGCCCACAGAGCAGGAUAUUCUGCGAACUCGAGUGAAGACCACCGGGAUUGUAGAAACCCACUUCACCUUUAAGAACCUGCACUUCAGGCUGUUUGAUGUGGGAGGUCAGAGGUCGGAGAGGAAGAAAUGGAUCCACUGCUUUGAGGACGUGACCGCCAUCAUCUUCUGUGUGGCUCUGAGUGGAUAUGACCAGGUGCUCCAUGAAGACGAGACCACGAACCGCAUGCAUGAAUCCUUGAAGCUGUUUGACAGCAUCUGCAACAACAAAUGGUUCACAAACACCUCCAUCAUUCUCUUUCUCAACAAGAAGGACAUAUUUGAAGAGAAAAUUAAGAAAUCUUCCCUAAGUAUCUGCUUCCCAGAGUAUGCAGGUUCAGACACAUUCAUGGAAACGGUGGCCUACAUUCAAUCCCAAUACGAGAGUAAGAACAAGUCAGUUGACAAGGAGAUCUAUUCGCACAUCACCUGUGCUACAGACACCAACAACAUUCAGUUUGUCUUCGACGCUGUCACCGAUGUCAUCAUUGCCAACAACCUACACUUCUGUGGCCUUUAUUAAUUAACAGUGAUGCCCAGCUCGAUCCCUGCCCUGCAGUUGUGGCAACUGUUAUCUGAUGGAUAUGAUAAUUUUUUUUGUGAUUUUUUUUUAUGGGAGAAGAAUAGUUUGAGUUAAUUUAGGUGCCAAACGUCCUCCACUUCCUAGUUUUUCUUCACUGUAACUGAGUUUGAAAAAACUCAGACCUGCCCUGUAGUUCAUACCACAAAGUAUGCACCAGAUUAUAUCAGAUUAGGAUUUAUGGCAAUAUUUUGAAUUCCAAUGACUUUGUAGGUGGCACUAUAAAUAUUCUAUACUCAAUUACAAAUAAAUGCAUUGUGUAAUAUGAAUUCUAAGAUUAUUCACAUUACAUGUGUUCCAAGUUGACAGCCUGUGCAGAGUGUUGAUGAAACACAAGGCUUGACAUUUACUUGGCAUUUAGAAAAGAGUGCAAAUGUCCAGUGCCCUGAGCCUAACAACAAAAAUGUUAACCUCUUAGCAUCCUAAAAAACAACAGGAUGUGUUACUCUUCAAAAUUGGAUUUUAGACCUUUUAACCCAAGCACACAGGGCAUACCAAAAAAUGCAAAGUCAGUUGUUUUGGUUUAUUUUUGCAUUGUUUUGAAAACAGAGACAUCCAAUUGAAAAUGAUCAGAAAAACUAUUAAUACGGUAUAAAUCAGAUUCAGAUUAUUAUAAUAAAAUCAUGUAAUGUUCUUGUCUAUUUACAAUAUAUAUUACAGCUUUUAGUACAUUAAGCUGAAUGUAUAUGUAAUAUAAAUGCAAGUAAUUUUGAUAUAAGCAGUGAUUUUAUAUAUAUAUAUAUAUAUAUAUAUAUAGAUAUAGAUAUAGAUAUAGAUAUAGAUAUAGAUAGAUAGAUAGAUAGAUAGAUAGAUUAUUAUUAUUAUUAUUAUUAUUAUAAUUAUUAUUUAUUUAUUUAUUUAUUUAUUUUUGGCCACCAGAAUAUUAAAUUCCCUACUAAAAAAACUGAUUAGGGUUAUAGUUUGGUCUUAGUUAUAGAGGUGCAUGAAAUAGCAACAACCGGAGUAUUCUACUUAUGUAAGUAUGGCUGAAGUGCUAGAAUCACUGAGCUGUCUAACCCCAGGUUGUCUGCUGUUUUUUCAGUUUGUAUAUAGUUUGUAUGAUUGCUGGUCACAAACAGUGUGUUUAUAGCUGAAGUCAUUGUGUUGCCAUAUCUACAGUAGGAGCAAGAUGUUCCAUUUUUAAUUGCUUUAUUAGGUGUGCCAUGAAGAAUUGUGAACAGGAACAUUACUGUAAUGGCUACUGAUUGAACAGGAAGUUGAAAAGGCUCUUUUGUCUGAUGAGAUGUUGUUUGCUCUAGAAUAGGCAGACAUACUACAUUGUGUUUCUUACAUCACUGAGGUUGUCCUUGCAUUGAACCAAAGCCUUGACCACUAGACCUUGCUAUGUGUCUGUAUGCGUGUAUGUGUAAAUACAGAUCUAUAAUUUAUAUUUAAAUGCCAUAUACAGUAUGCUUUGGAUGUCUGCUGCCACAGCCUGAAAUGUGUGUACAAUACUUCUUAAAAGGAAAGUUAACCUAAAAUGACAAUUCUGACGUCAUUUAUUCACUCUCACGUUGUUUCAAACUUGUUUGUCUUUCUGUUUUCCGUGGAACACAAGAUGAGAAUGUUGAUGCUACUUUUUUUUUUCCAUACAAUGAAAGUGAAUGGAGAAUGGCUGUCCCUAACAUCGUUCCCAGCUGAGCAGCUUGCAAAUUCUGCUAAAUAUCUCCUUAUGUGUUCUAUAGAAAAACAAGAAAGUCAUAUGAGUUUGAACAUCAUGAAAGUUUGUAAAUUAUAACUGAAUUUUCAUUUUUUUUAGCUUUAAUCUUCACAUCACUUCAGGAUAACUGCAGUAAAAUAUCAACUUGUCACCAUUAAGUCUCAAUCACUGACCAGCUGCUGCAAAUCUGUGAGGAAUGUGAUUCAAUUUAAUAGUUUUCUUCAGAAGGCUAAAGGACAGUGAUUUUUUUUUCCUAAACAAAAAAGCCAAAACAUAAACUUUAAUUGUACAUUUUAUAUAAUCAGGUCAUAAAUGGUGGUUUCCUUAAUGUUAAAACAUGCAAAAUGUUGCCAACAAUAAGUUGUUAUUUGUUCCAAUAUUGGGCAUUUUGCUGGGAAGGAACACAGCGUUCUCUGAGCUUUGUAAAUACAUUUAGCAAACGUGUGUGGUGUACAGUGGCUUGCACUCCAGAAGCCAAACAAAGACCCAACAGGCAUAUUUUUUGCGUAAAAAUAUUUGGCCUUAUUGCCUGAUUGAAAUUUGGAUUUUAGUUUCAAAGAAUGAACAGGGUGUGUGGCUAAUGUAAAAAAGUAUUUUCAGUUCAGACAAAUCGGUAAUAAGGUCAGUGGCCAAGGUAAAGAAACUCAAGGGUAAUUGAGUCUAUCUAUUGCUAAGGGGGGGCUUUCAUCACACUGACUGAUUUCUAAUGUAAUAGGCUUGAGCAGUACAUUUUGCUAAUGUAACAUGAUUUACUUGAAAUUAUACUUAAAUUAGACAGGAAAGAGUGAGUUCCAUUGUGUUUAAUAUAUAUUGCAGCAUACAGCAGCACCCAACAGACUGGAGCCAUAUUCUCCUGUUUUAUUUCUGUGAAAUCCCAGUGCCCAUUUUGUGUUUUUGUCAAACUGCUGUAAUUAUUUGUACGUGUCUCUCACUGUUGUGAUUAUUUAUUGAACAAUGGAUAUCUAUUUAUAUGACAUAAAUGAAUAAAGUGCUCAUGAAAUUCAGUGUGAAACCCAUUUUUGAGUCUUGCAUCCUCUCUCACACAAACAAACUUCUCAAAAUUCCUAGAAUGAGCAGAUGCUAAUAUCUUUCUUGAUUGCCGCCUUUUCACCUGUUACCAAUACUUUCCAUUUCUGAUAGAAGCUCAUUCAUGACCAGAUGCUGUCAAUGCAGAGUUGAAAUAACUCUUCCUGUCAGAUAAGUGGCCCAGGUUAUACUUGUAGACUACCUACAUGUCAACAUGAUGUCAGAUGUGCAUGUAGUAAAGUUAAUUCAUAGUUGUUCCUGCCAACGCAAAUGGGCAGAAUUGAUUCUGAACUUUAUUUGCAUAAUAAUACAAUUGGACAACAAGAGUCUUAGUUGAUACCAGAUUUUGGCUCGUGCUCGUGCAAUGAUGUACCAAUUGAUGUUUUGCUUUUUUUGGGCCUCAACUAGUAGCUUAUCUUGACUCAACUACUCUUGCUUUUUGGAUUUGCCCACUAACCUUUUCUGUUUUCUGUCUCUUUCUGCCUCUUUUACUCUAUUUUUCUCUUUCUGUCUAUCCCCCUGCUCUGGUUUCUUUUCCA